AUGUCCCUAGAGAAUCCUGCAAAUGUAUUGGGUCCACUACAAGUUGCUGGAUGUGAAGUUGCAUCUAGUAAGAUUGGUGAAGUAAUCUCUCUGGAUAGUGGGAAUGAUCAGAAAAUCAACUCUUUCUCUCUCAUUCCUCAUGAGUUUUUUGAAGAUGUGGAAUCUAAAUGGAAGGGUCGAAUAAAAAGAAUCCACAUAGAUGACGUAUUUACUGCAGUACAAAAAGCUGCUGAGGCCUUGCAUAUAGCCGUCGCUGAAGAUUUUGUUCCUGUUGUUUCUAGAAUAAAGGCUACUUUAGCUCCACUCGGAGGUCCUAGGGGAGAAAUUUCCUAUGCUCGGGAGCAUGAGGCAGUUUGGUUCAAAGGCAAACGUUUUACACCAAAUUUGUGGGCUGGUAGCCCUGGGGAGGAACAAAUUAAACAGCUUAGGCAUGCCUUAGAUUCUAAAGGUAAAAAGGUAGGUGAGGAAUGGUUUACAACACCAAAGGUGGAGGCUGCGUUAACUAGGUACCAUGAAGCAAAUGCCAAAGCAAUAGAACGAGUUUUGGAAAUUUUAAGGGAACUCGCUACUGAGUUGCAUUACAAUAUAAACAUUCUUGUCUUUUCAUCCACGUUGCUUGUUAUUGCCAAAGCUUUAUUCGCUCAUGCAAGUGAAGGGAGAAGAAGGAGAUGGGUCUUUCCAACACUUGCAGAAUCUAAUGGGUUUGAGGUAGAUGUGAAGUCGUUGGACACAAUCCAUGGGAUGAAGAUAGUUGGUUUAUCACCGUAUUGGUUCCACAUAGCAGAAGGUGUUGUGCGUAAUGAUGUUGAUAUGCAAUCAUUAUUUAUUUUGACCGGACCAAAUGGUGGAGGGAAAUCAAGUUUACUUCGUUCAAUUUGUGCUGCUGCACUACUUGGGAUAUGUGGACUCAUGGUUCCUGCAGAAUCAGCCGUGAUUCCUUAUUUUGACUCCAUCACCCUUCAUAUGAAGUCAUAUGAUAGUCCAGCUGAUAAAAAGAGUUCUUUUCAGGUUUGCUAUUGGCUCGUGCUUUUGUCUGAUGUUCAUCCAUAG
Molecule: messenger RNA, 1050 nt
Organism: Sphenostylis stenocarpa
Lineage: Eukaryota; Viridiplantae; Streptophyta; Magnoliopsida; Fabales; Fabaceae
Source: the annotation of a GenBank genome assembly